Messenger RNA from Salarias fasciatus (jewelled blenny), 1849 nucleotides. It is a transcript of the gene hcls1, whose product is annotated as hematopoietic cell-specific Lyn substrate 1. Gene Ontology annotation, biological process: regulation of actin filament polymerization; cell migration. The transcript has 16 exons. The record is from RefSeq and is a predicted model, not a curated record. Gene Ontology annotation, molecular function: actin filament binding. NCBI's taxonomy places the organism in Eukaryota, Metazoa, Chordata, Actinopteri, Blenniiformes, Blenniidae. Gene Ontology annotation, cellular component: site of polarized growth; plasma membrane; cortical actin cytoskeleton. The coding region runs from base 130 to 1677 and encodes 515 amino acids.
GCGUUCACGCGUGUUGUGUGCGCGUUCACGCGGACGCCCAUCAAACGGAGCCUUCGUCCGAAGAGCCGCAGAAACAUUUAGUUUCUGUAAAAUAAAAUAAAAGAGGGAUUCCUUCACAAGCCCUGAACGAUGUGGAAGUCAGUGGUGGGCCACAAUGUGAACAUGAAGGUGUCUGCAGAGGGGGACGACUGGGAGACGGACCCCGACUUUGAGAACGACGUCUCAGAGCAGGAGCAGAGAUGGGGGGCCAAGACCAUCGAGGGCUCGGGGCGGAAAGAACACAUCAGCGUAGCGGAGCUCAGAAGCAAGGUGGCUGUGGAGCACGAGCAGGUGAAGCAGAAGGAGCACACUCCCAAAGCCUCGUACGGAUACGGAGGGAAGUUCGGCGUGGAGAAGGACCGGAUGGACAAAGCAGCCUUGGGCCACGACUACGUCGGCGAGGUGGAGCAGCACUCGUCCCAGAAAGACGCCUCCAAGGGCUUCGGCGGGAAGUUCGGAGUCCAGAAAGACCGAGUGGACAAGUCUGCCAUGGGCUUCGAAUACAAAGGAGAGGUGCAGCAACACGGAUCCCAGAAAGACUACUCGAAGGGCUUUGGAGGGAAGUACGGAGUGGAGAAGGACAAAGUGGACAAGGCCGCUCUGGGCUACGACUACAAAGGCGAGACGGAGAAGCAUCAGUCGCAGAAAGAUUACUCCAAGGGAUUCGGAGGGAAGUUCGGGGUGGAGAAGGAGAAGGUGGACAAAGCUGCUCUGGGCUUCGAUUAUAAAGGAGAGACGGAGAAGCAUCAGUCGCAGAAAGACUACUCCAAGGGGUUCGGAGGGAAGUUCGGGGUGGAGAAGGAGAAGGUGGACAAGGCCGCGUUGGGUUUCGAUUAUAAAGGCGAGACGGAGAAACACGAGUCGCAGAAAGAUUACUCAGCAGGUUUCGGAGGCCGAUUCGGAGUGCAGACGGACCGCAUGGAUAAGAGCGCGGCCGCCUUCUCAGACAUGGACUCUCCGACCUCUGCGUAUGAAAAAACCCAACCGUUCGAGGCCUCGAGCGCAGGAGCAGGCAAGCUGAAGGCUCGCUUCGAGAGCAUGGCCAAAGCGUCGGACGAGGAGAGCAGGAAGAAGGCGGAAGAGGAGCGAGCGAGGAGACAAGCCCGGGAGAGCCGGGAGCGAGAGGAGGCGGCGCGCCGGCAGCAGGAGCAGAGCAGCAGAGAGGAGAAAUCUCCUCCACCUCCUGUUCCAGAAGCCACUCCAGAGCACGCGACGCUCAAAGCAGAGACUCAGCAGCACAUGCCAGAAAUCCAGGAAAUACCCGAAGCGGAGGAGGAGCCGCUGUACGAAGAGCCGCCGCCGCUGCCUCCGCGCUCGGACGACUUCCCCGACCCGGACGCCGGCCCUCCUCUGCCCGAGCGGUCGGCCGGAUUGGACGAGGACGAAGGAGACUACGAGGACAUCAGCGAGCCGCCGCCUCCACCUCAACCCACAGCGACAGACGACGACUACGAAGAUCUGAGUUUUGGAAUGAAGGCGAUCGCAAUCUACGACUACGAAGGAGAGGCAGAUGACGAGAUCUCCUUCAACCCGGACGACAUCAUCACCAACGUCGAGAUGGUGGACGAGGGCUGGUGGAAGGGACAGUGUCACGGCCGCGUCGGCCUCUUCCCGGCCGCUUACGUCCAGCUCAUGUAGAAGUGAGGUACUCGUACUGCCGUGGCGCUGGAUUUCAGCCACGGCUCAUUUUUUUUAACAGCUGUUUCUUUGUGGAGCAUCACUGCAAUAAACUGAUUUCAAAUGACUUUAUUAAUAAGACAGUUCUGUCGUUUGUAUCACAAGUUUUAUUAAAUCACAUUAACUUUCAGUA